AAGCAAACUACUUUAAACCCAACAUCUAGCUUCCUGUAUGUUUCCUACAUGUAUAAAAUUCUUUCUCUAUCAGACAACUGAUACCAUCAACAAGUUUCAAAGAUACACGUGAAUUAUUUUCACGUUCUCUUGUUCGUAGUUGUAGUGGUGUAAUGUUAUACAGUUUUUUGUGUCAAUAUGGCUGCGAUGCAGACACUGGAAACGAGCGGUGACAUGACGAGCACGAGUGGUUUGACGAAACCGGACAGAGUUUUGUUAUUCAGUGGCAAGAGAAAAUCCGGCAAGGAUUAUAUUACCGAUAUUUUGUAUAAGAGACUUGGUCCGCAAAAAAGCGCGAUACUACGACUAUCGGGACCCAUAAAAACGCACUGGGCAAAGUAUCUUAAUCUCGACAUCGAUCAACUACUGGGACACGGAGAGUACAAAGAAAAGUACAGACUCGAAAUGGUUAAAUGGGGAGAAGACAUGAGAAAAAAAGAUUACGGUUAUUUUUGUCGCGCCGCCAUUGACAUGUACAACGCACGCGAGAAGGCGGUAUGGAUAGUGAGCGAUGCCAGAAGAAAAACAGACAUUAAGUGGUUUAAGGAAAACUUCGGAGACGCUUGCAAAACAAUACGCAUAGUUUGUCCCGAUGAAAUUAGAAAAAAGCGCGGCUGGGUCUACAUACCAGGUAUAGAUGAUUCGGAAACGGAGUGCGAUCUGGACGACGUGACCGUUUGGGAUAUAUUGAUAAACAACGACGAUAACAACGAUAUAGAGGUCAUAUUCCAACAGCUGCUGGAUUUGAUCAGCUAGCUAAAACUUCCCUCACUCAUGAAUAUUUGUUUCCUUUUUAAGUGUUACUUGGUGUAAGAGAUAUAAAUUGCAUCUCACGAAACGCACCCGGUCCUCCGGACUAUACUCGCUGUUAACCUUCGAGGUUAGAUUCUCGCGUGGACAACUCUACAGGGUGCGGAAUCCAAAAUCCGGACAAAUUAUAUAUGUUUUUCUAAAUAUGUUUUAUUGCUACAAUGAAAAGAUUUACAAAAUUUGUUUAGCUCCACUGUUUGUAAGGCCAUAAAUAAUAUAUUUACUCAAUAUAUCCCCCGCUUGCUUGAAUGAUCGCCUCCAUUCUCGGUCUGAAUCGUGCGCAGGCACGCUUUAAUGCGUCACGGUCCAUAUCGGUGAAUGCCGA
Molecule: messenger RNA, 1174 nt
Organism: Pseudomyrmex gracilis
Lineage: Eukaryota; Metazoa; Arthropoda; Insecta; Hymenoptera; Formicidae
Gene: Pmvk
Product: probable phosphomevalonate kinase
Exons: 5
Coding region: 178-795 (205 amino acids)
Biological process (GO): isopentenyl diphosphate biosynthetic process, mevalonate pathway; cholesterol biosynthetic process
Cellular component (GO): cytoplasm
Molecular function (GO): phosphomevalonate kinase activity
Source: RefSeq, a predicted model, not a curated record